AGCAUUCUAGUACGCUUUGAGUUCUUACUCGCGGAAAGAAUCAGCUCUCAUCGCCGCCUUCUCUCAUCACAUCAACGCCAAAGCCAAGCCAAGCAGAGGAGAACCUCGCGCCCCUCUUCACCGCCAAAUCACCGAACCACUACCUCUCCCUCGGGUAUCAUCGCGCGCUACCCAGUCGCUGCCUCGAUCCCGUCUCUUUCGGUGCACACAAUCUCUUACGUCUCAGUCGUCUCAGCCCCCCCUGCUACUGCCACCCGUUUUUUUUUUUUCUUUUUUUUUCUGCUUCGAUUUGAACAACAAUGUCGCACUCCGAGAACACCCAGCAACCCUACCAGCAGUCCGUCCCGGCCGUAGCUGAAAACAUCCCUGCCGUCCCCAAGGUCAAGAAGUCGUCCGGCGGCGGCAACAAGAAAGGCACCUCGGCUGAGCGUCGUGCGACGCAUAACGCUGUCGAACGCGCCCGUCGUGAGAGCCUCAACGUGCGCUUCCUGGAGCUAGCUGCCAACCUUCCUGCCACGUCGACGGUGCGCAGGCCCAGCAAGUCCCUUAUCGUCAACAAAUCGCUCGACUUUGUCGGUCACGCGCUCACCAAUGAGACGAGCUACCGUCUUAAAAUCGAGGAACUGAUGCGUGAGCACCGUGAGCUCCUCGACGAGGUAAACGACUAUCGCCGCGAAAAGGGCAUCGAGCCUCGCCGCAGCCACAUCGACGAGCCCUCGUUCAAUGUCCUUCCUGCCCCUUUGGCCGACGCAAAGUUCACGCAUAACCGUCGAGCCUCGACGGCGAUGGCUCAGGGCAUGAGGCUUGGCGGUGACUACGGAAACGAGUACGGUGAAGACGAUCUUGCCAGCGGCUACGGUUCCUUCAAUGGCUCCGUCGAAGCUUCGUCGCCCCCGGCUGGUGACUACAGCGGCCACAACCAGAACGCCAGUGCCAACUUUGAACAGCACGGCAGCGUCGAGGACAGCCCGGUCUACGGCCACAUUCAAGAUUAUUCGACGUAUGGCAUGACCCAAGAGCAGGGACGCCGUGCGUCGUACGUCAGUGUGUACUCGGACGACCACUCGGCAACAAGCUACCCUCAGCAACAGCCCACAUCUGCGCAGAGCGACGCUGUACACUACGCCAGCAACACCUCGACUGCCUCGUACAUGGACCAGCCGGACCCUCGUUACGCGCUGCCGCCCACGGCUGUGCCCCUCUCGUCAUCGACUGGAGGAAUUAACACAGCUUACGCAACCUCGUCGAGCCGUGGCGUCACCGACUACAUGCCGCCCAUUACGCCCACCACGGCAGCUGUGUUCAGCAACCUGAUGAACAACAUAGAUGUCUCCCUUCACCAGCAAGGACCUCAUCAUGGUCAUCACGUUAACGACAACGGCCAUCACUACCACCGCACAGACGAGUACGCAAGCCCCAGUAUGGAUAGUCUUCACAGUCAGGCACCUUACACACCCAUUACUCCUCACCAGACCUUUCUCGCGGCCUAACUGAAGGACUUUCAUCCUUAUUCUCUUCGCCCUUCGCGGGAAGGGAGCUGGACUUCUUUCUUCGUGG
Messenger RNA from Acaromyces ingoldii, 1557 nucleotides. RefSeq lists its product as hypothetical. Gene Ontology annotation, biological process: positive regulation of transcription by RNA polymerase II. Bases 300 to 1490 code for a protein of 396 amino acids. Gene Ontology annotation, cellular component: RNA polymerase II transcription regulator complex. Gene Ontology annotation, molecular function: DNA-binding transcription factor activity; protein dimerization activity. The record is from RefSeq and is a predicted model, not a curated record. NCBI's taxonomy places the organism in Eukaryota, Fungi, Basidiomycota, Exobasidiomycetes, Exobasidiales, Cryptobasidiaceae. The transcript has a single exon.